Ictidomys tridecemlineatus (thirteen-lined ground squirrel) is the source of this 1924-nucleotide messenger RNA. Lineage: Eukaryota; Metazoa; Chordata; Mammalia; Rodentia; Sciuridae. The record is from RefSeq and is a predicted model, not a curated record.
GUGUCUGCAAACAAAAGAUAAUUACAAGAAAAAUUCUGAUGAGCAAGAGGAAACUAGCAUGCAGAUUCCCUGGCCUUCAGGCUUCAGAGCUGGAUUCAAAUGAUCCUUCAGGAAUGAAGAACUCUAUGAAGCUAGAGGGGUGAUUCUAUGGAUGGCUCUUUCGCCAACAAGCAUGGCUGCCACAUCAUAGGCCACAUCGAUGACUAUACUGCUCUCAGAGAGCAGAUUGCAGAGGGGAAACAGCUGGUUGAAAAGAUACAGUCUCUCCUGAGACCCACAUGCAACUUCCUGGGCCUUGAAGCUCAGAGCUUAGAGGCACCAGGCAGCAAAUGUUUCCAUGAGCUAAGAAGCAGUGCUCAUGCCCUGCAGCACACCCUAGAUGAGUCAGCCUCGCUCCUGACCAUGUUCUGGAGAGCAGCUUUACCAAGCUUCCACGGCCCUGGGCUGCCUGGCAAAGUGGAUGAGUCAAUGGAGAGGGUGCUCCUGGAUCUGCGAGCCCAAGUAUCCAAACAGGAGAAGCUCCUUGAGAGCACAGCUGAGCAUCUGAAGACUGCCCACCAACAGAAGGAGAACAUGGAGCAGUUCAUUGUCAGCCAGUUGACCAGGACACAUGAUGUUUUGAGGAAGGCAAGGACUAACUUGGAGUUAAGGAACCUGUUGCACCUUACACGGUCACAGAGCCUGCUUCAAAUACAUUACCAUCUGACAUCAGAUCAGUGAAAUCCUUAAGGGUCCUGCUGUGUGCUCCAGCAUUGAGACCCUCGCCUUCCAGGAGCCACAAAAGAAGCAAAGCCACCACAGGUCCCUUACACAUGAGGAAGCCUAGGCCUAACCCCCUCACCACAUCUGAACAAAUACCUAUCUGCUAAGGAGCACCUGGGCCCUAUUCCUUCAAAGCUGGUGCAGGACAUUUCUGAUCACCUUCUGAAGAGGUGAUCAGAAAUGUCUCCUACUAGGGUAGGCAGAAAGGCAGAAUGACUUUCUGGCAGUGAUGGAAUACCAGUAGUAAAAUACUACCAGGCCUCUCACUAGACAAAUUGCACCUAAGAGUGCAUGCUAAACCUCGAGACACUGCUUAUGAACAGCCUCAGUGACACAGCACCUGUCACAACACAGUUCUCACCUCAGCAGCUCUCCUCAGAAAAUCAACUCUGGGGAAAUUGCUGCCUCCUACACAAGGGUCAUGUGAUUUCAAUGUAGAGCUCCUUGGCAGUUCUAGAAGCACCCUAAUGAGCAGCAGGGCCCUGCUGGACAGUGUCAGUGAGACUCAGCUAGCACCUUUCACAGAUCCACACCUGACCAGGUAGCUCCUCUAGGCCAAGCCAGGUUGGACUUUGCACUGCACCUUCAGGUCUGACCUCUUUGAGUCCAUGUGAGGAAGGAAAUUGAUGACUUGCUAAGAGGCCCUCUUAUUUGUAGCCUAGCACAAUCUGCUUCCUUUAUUCAAUCAUUCUCCAAAUUUUACUGCCCCCUCCUUUCCAUUAAGUAUGCUGCCUCAUUUUGCUAACCUAACAUCCCUCAGGGGAAUAUGAGACUGAUGUCCACAUCAAGCCUAUGCAAAGUCUUGCAUAUGGCAGCCUCUACUUGUUUCUUAGUGGUGUGGGCCAGGCCCCAAUUGUACUGAAGCCUCCUUUGUGUCUUCAGAGUGCUCCUAGGACCUGAGUAGGUAUGCGUAAAUGUAAGAUAAAGGUUUAUUUAUGUUGCUGUAGCCAUAUGUUGAAGACCAACCUCACUCAUGGCAGGCAGGGUGAAACUGUAAUAAUCUUUUGGUGGCUCUUUUUUUUCUUUUAAAGCAAAGUUUGUAUAAAUAGUUUCUUUCUUUUUUUUGUCUUUGUUUCCCAUUUCUAUACCAGUCCCUAGAAUAAGUGUUAAGAAUAGAAAAUAAAAUAAACCAAACCCAAAAAACCAAAGACUGAAUGUUUUU